AUGACAACUCUUAGAUUUGUGCGCUCGGUUUGGGAGUCCUUUCGGGCUUCUUCGGGUCUAGAGCCUCGCCUUUUGGAUGGUCUUCGUGUUACAGCCGCUCGUCCUGGAACUGUCAACUUCGAGCUUGAGGUCCAAAAGCAACAUACCAACCGCUUGAACAUCCUUCAUGGAGGUACUAUUGCAAGCAUGGUUGAUCUUGGUGGAUCCUUGGCUGUAGCAUCUCGUGGUUUAUUCGCAACUGGCGUGUCAACCGACCUUAAUGUCACAUACUUGAACUCCGGUGGCAAAGUCGGCGACAAGAUUCUGGCAGAGGUUACCUUUGGAAAAACUCUUGCCUUCACCAAUAUCAAGUUCACUAACCCAGAGGGUGUCGUUGUUGCCCGAGGCAGCCACACCAAAUAUGUUACUCUUGCCUGGAGGGACCCCCAGAACAUUGUGGAGGAGAUCAACAAGAUCAAAUAA
Penicillium odoratum is the source of this 462-nucleotide messenger RNA. RefSeq names its product PaaI family thioesterase. The record is from RefSeq and is a predicted model, not a curated record. The coding region runs from base 1 to 462 and encodes 153 amino acids. The transcript has 10 exons. Gene Ontology annotation, molecular function: fatty acyl-CoA hydrolase activity. NCBI's taxonomy places the organism in Eukaryota, Fungi, Ascomycota, Eurotiomycetes, Eurotiales, Aspergillaceae.